AUGAAUAACGAAACCUACGAACCGACCCAACGAACCCACCAUAAUGUCGCCGGCGGUUCCUCAACAGGCUCCCCGGGCUUCCCGACGGGUAUGAAGGAUUCACGAUCAGACUACGAUCCUGCAACAAAGGGCUACAACCCUGCAACAGGGUCAAGCUAUGAGAAGCCAACAGCCAACAUGACAGACCGGGCAGCGAGACAAGAUCAGCCCUCCACCACGACUGAUAAGAGCUCCAUGGCGGGGUCAAAGGCCGGUGAUAAUCUCGGUCGCGGAGUGAAGGGAGCUGCGGCUUCUGUUCAUGGUGCCGGGGAAUCCCUGCGUGGAGCCGUGAAUACCGCUGUUGAUCGGGCCUUCGGGUCUGACGAGGGGGCAGAGCGGAAUGCGAACAUCGCGCGUAAAGGCGAGGAGGAGAUUCGGUCGGGGAAGUUUGCGGGGCGCAGUUGA
Penicillium arizonense is the source of this 444-nucleotide messenger RNA. RefSeq names its product protein dprC (gene dprC). The transcript is spliced from 2 exons. Lineage: Eukaryota; Fungi; Ascomycota; Eurotiomycetes; Eurotiales; Aspergillaceae. Bases 1 to 444 code for a protein of 147 amino acids. The record is from RefSeq and is a predicted model, not a curated record.